Molecule: messenger RNA, 3930 nt
Organism: Homalodisca vitripennis (glassy-winged sharpshooter)
Lineage: Eukaryota; Metazoa; Arthropoda; Insecta; Hemiptera; Cicadellidae
Gene: Phyhd1
Product: phytanoyl-CoA dioxygenase domain-containing protein 1
Exons: 5
Coding region: 121-972 (283 amino acids)
Source: RefSeq, a predicted model, not a curated record
UGGAGGGGGAAAGAGAGGGGAGGGAGGUUUGACAGCUGGUAUGUCUCCGCUCCGUUCUUUACCGUCCAGUAGUCAGGCAGUCAGUGACUCAGUGGAUGUCGCAAGAACAGCUGAUCAACAAUGCGCUCUGCAAUCUCUUCUCAGUUUCAGCAGGACGGUUUUGUGGUGUUGGAAGAUUUCCUCACUGAGCAGGAAGUGAAUGAGCUAAAGCUAGCCGGAGAGAAGUUGGCACAAGAAGUACCAACAGAAUGUCGCAAAUGUGUUUUUAGUACCACUCAGACACCACAGAGCAAGGAAAAAUAUUUCUUAGAGAGUGGAGACAAGAUCAGUUAUUUCUUUGAGGCGGGAGCUGUGGACGAAGAUGGGAAUCUGCUGGUGGAUCAGUCAGUCUCUUUGAACAAGGUCGGACACGCUCUCCACUGGUUGCACCCUACAUUCCGCAGGGUGACAUUCUGUGAGAGGGUAAAGGAGGCUUGCUAUCAGCUGGGCAUGGAGGAUCCUUUGGUUGUACAGAGCAUGUAUAUAUACAAGAACCCUGGAGUUGGCAGUGAAGUGGUGGCCCAUCAAGAUGCCUCAUUCAUUCACACAGUGCCUAUGACGACAGUGGGGUUCUGGAUAGCUCUCGAGGAUGCAACUCUGGAGAAUGGCUGUCUGUGGUUUGUGCGAGGUUCCCAUCGUAGUGGUGUACAUCGAAGGUUUGUCCGUAAUCCUGACUCUGACUCACCAGACCUCUUUGUAUACGAUGCCCCUCCUCAGAUAUAUCCCAAUUCUGCGUUCCAUGCUGUGCCUGUCAGUAAAGGUGCAUGUAUUAUAAUCCACGGUCAAGUUGUCCAUAGGAGUGAUCACAACAGGUCCGACAAGUCCAGACAUGCCUACACAUUUCAUGUGUUCGAUGCCAAACACUCUACCUACUCCAAAGAUAACUGGCUACAAACAUCUGAGAAAUUCAAGUCAAUGUAUAAGAAUUUUUAGUUAUAUUACGUCCUUCAAAUGUCUGAAGACUUCAAAUCAAUGUAUAAGAAUUUUUAGUUAUAUCAUGUUACCUGAUGAGUGUUUAUUACACAUGAGAGAGCAGUUUGUAAACUUGUUACGAUCUCAAUAAAGGACUUUCAUUAAAUAUAUUAAUUUAACAUUACAUCACUAUCACAGUAAAAAAGUGUACAAAAUUACAAUUUUAUUUUAUAGCACAGAAAACUAUAAACAUUUUUAAACCUAUAGUCCUAACAAAUCCUAAAUUAUCAAUAGAGAAAGAUGACAUAAUUGCGAAGCUAGCUAACAAAAACGUAAAAUAGAACUGAUUGUUUAUUUUUAUUGAAAAGUUAUAAUAAAUAAAUUAUUGCAGCAAGGAAUUUUUUCCAGCUCAAUUUAAAAUAAUGCUAUAAUGUAUCUGAAGUGGAAAAAGGAACCUGCUACAAAAAGAAAUAGUUACUGACCACUUUUCUUCAAAAAGUCAUAGAAAAAAUUAUCUUAUAAUAUCCUUUACUCUACCUUAAGCAAAAUAACCUGUGUACAAAUCAUUGUUAUUUUUUUAAAGGGAGAUAAACAGCAACUGCUCUAAUACAACUUGUGGGUGGUUCACGAGAUUGAGAUUUUGUAGAUUGCAUCUAUCAUUAGUUCAAAGCUAAAAUGAGCCACAAACCAAAUAUCAGCCUCAUGAGCUCAGUACUAAAUCAGAUAAAUUGAGAUUAUCUUAACUUGGAAUUAUCUCUUAACCAGUUGACAGGAGGAUUCAAGGAUAUUUCUUCUUCUGAGAUUGGUAACAAGUCCACUACUGAGCCGAGGUGCUCCAGCUAGUUGUUUUGUUGACAAACUUUACAACUGUAAUUAUAGGGUGUGAGAGAUCGAAAAUUAAUUCCUGAUGACUUAAUUUGUUUUUAGUAUAGUUAAAAUGUAGUACAAUUAAUUUAUAAUAAUAAAUGUAUGUUUCGAUUAUACUGGACAGCUAUAUACUCUGUUCAGGAGUGAAACUAAUAUAUUACCAUGUGGAAUAAUAACUUUUAUAUUGCAUAAAUUUAUUUCCCUAAUGCUAGGCUGUACAUACACGAUUACAUUCCCAUGUAAUAUGCUGGGCGUUCGACUUAAAAGAGACUCCAUUGCUCAUUAGGUUGUACAAAAUUAAUUUUUUGUUGGAAAAUGCAUACACUUGUGUGAAACGGGACUGGAGCUGGAGUGGAGAUGGCUGUUUAUUCCCCGCAUAUUGCACAUUGCAGUUGAACCAUUGAACCACAGAACCAGUGAAGGUGAAGCAUUGAAGUUUGAACAAAGUGAGAUUAGGUUGUAUAUUAGUGUAUUGUUUGUUACAAUGCUUAACGUUGAAGAACUUGUAUUCGUGAUUGAAACUUAUUUAGUGACGACAUCUCUGUGUGUGUGUCAGCAACGAUUUUUUUAAACUGUGAAUGCUGCCCUCAGCCAAGACAUUAUCCAACCAUUUGUAGUCUUAUUGCAACAGGGUGAGCGUUAUUGCUAGAGGUGUGUGUUAUUUUACGUAACAGGAUAAACAACGGUGUUGCUGCUCAGCAACAGUUCUCCCCGCGACAUGUUGCAAUGAACUCCCUGUUAUUUUGGCAACGUGAUGACAACAAACAAUACAUUCAUUUUAUUAGUUGCCGGCAACGGUAAGAAUGACCUCGAAAUAGUCUAAAGCGGCAGAUUCGAAACACUCCAGCUAUUAUUUGAGCAAUGAGGUUAUAAUGAACAACAGAGUUGUAGUACGACCAUUAUCAUUUAAUUGCCAGAAAUAUAUCUACAGCUCGAUAAUAUUGGCUUGUACAUCAGUUUUACAAAGUCUUAGUGUAAUUUAUAUGUAGGGCCUAAAAGACAAAAUUAAUUGUUCAAUUACGUUUAAUACAAAAAAUGAAUUGUUCAUUUUAACUGUGUACAUGUGUGUUCAAUAGUUGAGUAAAGCUACUAGCCUAUAUGUGCAUUUUUAAGCUUACACAAUUAAAAAUCUGAAAAUAAUUUGUUUUUGUUAUUUUGUACUAAUUAAUUUUUUUAAUACGUAAUUCAAAUCCAUAUUAAUAGUUUUUAAUUGUAUAAUUAAUUCUCAAUGAUGGAAUUAUAUGAAUGUCUAAUAUUUAGAGAUAUAAUAAAACCAUAGUUAAGAGUUUUAUUAAAUGUUGCAAUGCUUUAUUGGUCCAAUAAGAUUGUGUAUUAAAAAUAUUUGUUUAUUAUAACAUAAAGAAUUUGAUAAAAAUGUGAGAUUAAUUUUGAAAGUUUGUUCUUAACUAUUCCAAAUUGUACUUUUAACUAUCUCAAAAUAAAUUAUAGUAACGAGGCUAAGCUAAAAUGAUAAAAUUCGAAUACGUUAUGAUAGUAACAAAUUCCUUGUUUUAGUACCGUAAUUUAUUGUAUUUCAAUAAUGUUCUAUAAGCAACAGCCACUGGAAAACGUUGUUCAAAGAACGUUGCACAAUGGAUAGACGGCCGACCAUUUCGCAAUGAUCAGUCGGCAACAGUGUUGCUGAAAUAAUAUGUUGUCGCAACCUGUUGUCAGCUGGCAGAAUAACAUCACAACGCGUUGCCGCCAAACAUCGACAAUUUCCAUCUCUAGUUACUCCUGGUUAAAAUAGGAUGGCGUCAGUUGCCAAACUGCUCGCUCUAGUAUGUAGAUGCUACAGAAUUUGUAUGCAAGAAUAAUUUCAACAGUAUUGUGGUCACCAUGAUCCCCUGAUCUGUCUGGUCUUGACUUCUUUUUGUGGAGGUACUUAAAAGAAAUUGUUUACACGGGUAAUCCUAAUAGUUUACAGGAAUUGAAGACAAACAUAACCAAUUCAACUAAUGAGAUUGACAUAGUACAGCAAAGAAGAGUUGCCAGGAACGUGUUGACAAGUGUAUAAAAUGGAUGGACGACAUUUUCAACAUUUGUUGUAAUUCAAUACAAUGUUAAUAAAUGUUAAGUGCUUGUCAAUAAAUAAAUUGUUAUUUACACAGA